Porites evermanni is the source of this 621-nucleotide messenger RNA. Lineage: Eukaryota; Metazoa; Cnidaria; Anthozoa; Scleractinia; Poritidae. The record is from the annotation of a GenBank genome assembly.
AUGCGUGAAGUUGUUGAACUUUUAGGGAAGGUUAAAGAUAAAGCUAUCUUGCAAGGACUGGGAUGGAGUCUGAGCUCUGAUGAAAGCAGCUCCGUUGAUGCAAGUAGUUCUGGGUCAGAAACAGACACUGAGUGUGCAUGGAUCUCUGACAAUGAACAUGACACCCUGCAGGGCUCUUCUUCUCAAAAUUCAUACCCAGAAAAUUGCAAUGAUGACCACACUCUAAAUUCAACAAGACAACAGUAGCCUGGCUACGAUAAAUCAAUGUCACAUUUUCCAAGGUCGAACCCUAAUCCUGAUAUUGCCUUCGAGAAGAACAGACCACUUGUUUCUCCAGUGCCAAAUAUGGAACAUCUUUUGCUGAUUCUUAGAGAAAAUGAAUUAAACUGGUUUGCACUAGUAGCCGAACUGAGAACUUUACUUCCAAACUACUCUGAAGAUACAUUGGCAUAUACACUGACAGAAUUUUCAGGCCAUUUAAGAAACAUGGAUUUGAUAGAAGAGGAGCAAAGGAAGGUAGAGCUGUCUAAACAAGUUUACCUUGAACAUGAAACGUACAGAGCAAUUCAUGAUGAAUCCAGAUUAGCAAUUGACAGUGAUUCUGAUAAUCCAGAUGAUUGA